AUGACAGAUUCAAAUACAUAUAAUCAAGAAUCAAAUUUUAAUGAAAUAGUUGAGUUAGAGAGGCAAAUCAAUGGUCGUGCUUGUUAUAAGAAAGGAACUAUUGAAAGCAUUGAAACAAUAAAGAUGAUGGUAGCUAAUAAAGAAAAAAACGUUGAUAUUUCACAAGCUACUGGGCUUUCUUUAAGAACAGUCCAAAAUUGGGUAAUGAAACUUUCAAAUAAUCCCGAUGCUAAACCAAAAAAACGUGGACCUGUUGCGAAGAGUAAUACUGAAGUAAUACUACGUAGAAGAGAAAUUGAACUGUUUGUAUCGGCAAAUAAUUCCUUUACAGCGAUGGAUAUGGGUGAAUUAAUAUCCGAAGAAAAUAAAUGCUCCACAACAACUAUAAAGAGAGAAUUAAAAAAUAUGGGUUAUACUAGAAAGAGAUUAAAGCCAAUUGUGGCUGCAAGAAACUCAGCGAUGGUUAUAGGACAGAGAUUUCUAUAUUGUACUCAUGUUUUUUCUAUUAAUGAUAAUGAUAUAAUUUUUAUUGAUGAAACCGGUUUUAACCUUUAUCAAUCAAGACAUCAUGGAUAUGCAUUAAGUGGGAGUACACCUUAUAUCACUGUACCAACACAAAGGGGAAGAAAUAUAAGCCUUAUAUGUGCUAUUUCCGUAGAAGGUAUUAUAUCAUUUCAAAUGAAAGUAGGAUCUUUUGAUGCUGUCAGUACGAAAGAAUGGAUUGAAAAUUCAUUGAUUCCAGCCCUAAAUAAUCGAAGGUAUGUUAUCAUUAUGGGUAAUGCUCGAUUUCAUCAUUCAGCUAUUGUAACUUCUGCAAUUCAAAAUGGAAUGUGUGUUGUUCACUUUCUCCCACCCUAUAGUCCGCAACUUAAUCCCAUUGAAGAGCUUUUUGGGGUAAUAAAAAAUAGAUACAAUAGAAUUAUUCCAAGACCAGCAACAACGGGGGAUAUGGAAAUGGAAAUAUCAAAUAUUCUUUUAACAUCACGUAAUGAAUCACUACAAGGAUUUUAUACACAUAUGCGUGAAUGGGCAGUAGGAGGAAUCCAACGGAAUAAAUUCAUUUAA
Messenger RNA from Hydra vulgaris (swiftwater hydra), 1065 nucleotides. Lineage: Eukaryota; Metazoa; Cnidaria; Hydrozoa; Anthoathecata; Hydridae. The record is from RefSeq and is a predicted model, not a curated record.